AAACAGCUCUUAAUGCUGGAUAUCAGUUCCGCUGUCCUCUUUGCAAUAAUGAAGAGGAAUUCGUCCUAAUAAUGAAGAAAUUUGGAAUCUAUGUCCCUUCCCAGGACGCUGCAUGGGAGCAGGAAACCAACGCGUUUGGUGAACUGCUGGUGAGGCACAGAACCUGUGACAGCAGAAAUUGUGCGUGCCCCACUGGAAGACAAACUAACAACAGAAAUACUAAGUGGGAGCUCAUCCUGUGUCAAUUCUGUGGUUCCCAAGGAGUCCACGUAAGCUGUGGAAAACUGGAAAGUAAAAAUCCCACAUUUUCCUGCUCAAUUUGUUUACCACGAGAAUGAGGCUGGAAAACACAUAUUUUUCAAAAACAAAAGACUAUUACGGAAAUAUGAGACUGUGAAGUGGGAC
This is a messenger RNA of Macrosteles quadrilineatus (aster leafhopper), 405 nucleotides long. RefSeq names its product G2/M phase-specific E3 ubiquitin-protein ligase-like. The record is from RefSeq and is a predicted model, not a curated record. Gene Ontology annotation, cellular component: nucleus. Lineage: Eukaryota; Metazoa; Arthropoda; Insecta; Hemiptera; Cicadellidae. The coding region runs from base 72 to 338 and encodes 88 amino acids. The transcript is spliced from 4 exons.